CUCACAUGGGGGUCCAACACGGUCCAGCAAUUACACAGCAUUAUGCAAAAAAAAAAACAUUUAUAUAUAACGUUUGAUCAGGAUCGUUAUCCAAUAACGUUGGGUAUUAAAAUAGACUUUAAGGGUGCGUAUUGGUUCGUCGCGGCAGGUGCCUUGUUAUAUUGUGAAUGGAUGCACCCCGCAGCCAGAAUGGUACAGCCUCGGUUCAUUCAUAAAAUUCUGAGGGAAUAUAUAGGAGGGGCUUGUACAGCAGGCUUAUCAGUGACCAGGUUUAUAUAUAAACCUGGAAAAGGGUGACUGGAAUCAGGGAAGCAAAGCUGACAGAGCGGAUCCCUGGUUUUUCUUUUUUUUUUUUUCUUCUGGAAACGUGCCUACGUGGAGAAAUGAUCCUUAGCAAAGCUGGUGUGGAGUCUGUGUCACGCUGCAGUUCUGCAUCUCCAGCCGGGGAGCUGAUGGAGACCACACAGGGCCCGGGGCCGGAUCGUGAGGCGCCUGCAGCUCCAUUUGUCCCCACAGUAACUGCAAUCUCCACCAGUCCAGAUUUGCAGUGGAUGGUGCAGCCGACCAUCAUCACAUCCGUGUCCCCGUCUGCGACCAGACCUGAACCUGGACAGACUGCAGCCAAGAGGAGUGGGGCCAAAGCGAAGAACACCGCCAGGAAGGGAAAAGUCGAGCAGCUCACACCAGAAGAGGAGGAGAAGAAGAGAAUAAGGAGAGAGAGAAAUAAAAUGGCUGCAGCCAAGUGCAGGAACAGAAGGAGAGAGCUCACAGACACCUUGCAGGCUGAAACAGACAAGCUGGAAGAAGACAAAGCAGCUUUGCAGGCAGAAAUAGCAAACCUUCUAAAAGAAAAAGAGAGACUUGAGUAUGUUCUUGCUUCUCACAAGCCUAUAUGCCAGCUGCCCGAAGAGCUGGAAAGCAUUUUCCCAGAGUCGCCACAGCCUCUCCCUUCUUCAGAGAUAUCUGGCCAACUUCCAGAGGAUGGUGCGCAGGACACCCCUUCUAUACAAGACUUGGAGACUCCGUCUGUUCCACCCACAGCUAUCUCAGGCAACUCUAAUAUCCUGCUGUGCUCCAGCGCAGAGGUCAGUUUGUGCGACCUUGAGCCGUCACUGGAUGUCAAGGAGGAGUUGCUGGAAAAUAUCCUUGGCAGUGUGGACGAGGACAGGAUCUCUGUGGAAAAAGCACGCUCAGUCCCUGACAUCGACCUCAACGGUUCCCUAGGCUUCACAGACUGGGAAACCCUGUACAAGUCUGUGGCCAAUGAUCUGGAGCCCUUAAGCACCCCUGUGGUGAGUGCCUCCACCCCUACAUGCAGCAACUACCUGUCCAUCUUUACUUUUGCCUGUCCAGAGCUGGAGUGUCUGACUGAGGAACUGGAUGGUUGCAAAGGUGGGGUAUCCAAAUCUGACACCAGUGUGGAUCUUCUAAACUCCCCUACACUCCUGGCAUUAUAAACAUUUAUCCAACGGAAACGAGGGUUUCACAAUCUCAAUUACUAGAUAUCACUGUGUUGUGAUAUCUGAGAAGAGUGGUAUUGAUGUGAAGCCGGCAGCAUCCACGACGUGUGUAAUGCGACCAAGAAAGUCCUAGUUUACCCUCUUCCAGAUACUCUUGAUGUAGCUAAGAGCAUGAAAAAAAAAAUCUAUGAAAUCCUAUCCUAUGGACAGUUAUGAACUAUGUACUGAUUCAAAAAGCAUGCACAAAGAUCUAAUAUAAAAUAAUACAUAAAUAAAUGAAUAUAUAUAUAUAUAUGUAAGAGUUUUAUAUCUGUUUGAUCUUCUGUGAGGUCUUCUGUAAGCUAUAUUGUGCACUGUUCGCUGUGCAGUUUUGUGUUUUUGAUGGCAAUAGUUUAUCAAUGUUGUGCUUUAGUAUAUAUUCUUGACGUUUCUUACAUACCUCAGUGUCAUCAUGCGGUCUGUGUUAUGACAUCAUUAAUAAUGUUUAGAGUUUUCCAUGAAAACAUCCAGUGGUAUAUCAAUCAAAAUGUAUUUUAUGAUACUUUAUUUUUCUACCUUAUAAAUUUUUGACUUGUGCGUCAGAUGAAAAGAGUUAAAUGAGCACUGAUUUCUUAUGAAUUAAUAAUCACAUUAAAUAUUCAUGCAAUGUGGUAUUGGUUUAAUUUCUGUUCAUCUCGGAGCUCCAUGUCCUCUCUGUGUCUGCGUGGGUUUCCUCCGGGUUCUCUGGUUUCCUCCUACCUCCACCCACGCCGAGAGGUGGAUUAAUUCUAUAAAAUUUUAUGCCUCAUGCCUGUUGUUCCUGGGAUAGGCUCUGGAUCCACCUCAACCCUGAUCAGAAUAAAGAGCCUAAUGAAGUCCAAGGAGUGAAGAUAUGUUUAAUUAUUAAUGUUAGUAAUGUAUUAUUAAUGUUAAUUUAGAUUUAACAGCUCUGCUGAGGGCUAUUAAACAUGCUUAUUCCUAUUAGACAUAAAGCCAGUAGUAAUGAGACAUCAAUACCCUCUGCUGGCUGUGGUAUCAUGUCAAGUGGUGUGUCUCACCCAUUUAUUAGAUGCAAAAAAUAAAUGUUUAGAAGCCUAUGCAGUGCAAAAGCAUGUCACAUCGUCAUAAUUGUAUGUGGUUUAAUAAAAUAUGAGCUAGCCUAGACUGUAACUAGGAUGUCUUGUGAGUAGUGCUAAGAUUACAGGUUAGAUUCACAGAUACUAGGGAAAUGUUCCCUUCCAUGUAGGCUGAGCCUCUGCUUGGACAGCUUCUUUCUGAGCU
This is a messenger RNA of Pangasianodon hypophthalmus (striped catfish), 2720 nucleotides long. RefSeq names its product v-fos FBJ murine osteosarcoma viral oncogene homolog Aa (gene fosaa). Gene Ontology annotation, cellular component: nucleus. The transcript is spliced from 4 exons. The record is from RefSeq and is a predicted model, not a curated record. Gene Ontology annotation, molecular function: RNA polymerase II cis-regulatory region sequence-specific DNA binding; DNA-binding transcription factor activity, RNA polymerase II-specific. The coding region runs from base 384 to 1457 and encodes 357 amino acids. Gene Ontology annotation, biological process: regulation of transcription by RNA polymerase II. NCBI's taxonomy places the organism in Eukaryota, Metazoa, Chordata, Actinopteri, Siluriformes, Pangasiidae.